AUAUCAAUGGAUGUGAUUCUUCUUCAACACAACAACUAUGCAGAGCUAAGGGCAUGUUGAGUUGCUGUGUUCUUCUUCAUCUUCUAUUAAUUUACCAACCUCGAUGGCGGAUUUUAAUGCCGAUACGCCAACAUUUUCAAUCUCAACUAGGAUGGUGGUGUUUUCUGGCGUUGUUGAUGAUCCUUCCGAAGAUGAUUUCAGUUGCAGUAUCUGCCUUGAACCUUUCAACUCUCAGGAUCCUGCCAGUAUUACUAGUUGCAAGCAUGAUUACCAUCUACAGUGUGUUCUCGAAUGGGCUAAAAGAAGCAACGAGUGCCCAAUAUGUUCACGAUCACUUGUCAUGAAGGACCCUAUCAGCCAAGAACUACUGGUUUCAAUGAGGAAUGAAAGUUUCUCAAGAUCAAUUAAUCCCAGUGCUACGUCAACCAUUCAUGAGGAAGAUCUCGAGCAACAUCUAGCUGGUGGAGCAAACAGAGCUCAUUAUCUUCACGAAACGGAGAGGCGGAGACUUUCUGGGCAAGAAUUUGUAUCGUCCCCUGAAGAGAUUUUAGUUUUUGAUUCAUCAGACAGACGUUCACAUACUUCUAGUUCACUAUCUGAAGAUCAUUAUAGAUCUCCAUCAUCUGUGGCUUCUACCAAUGCAAUCACAACAUUUAGUCCUUACGCUGGUAGUGAACCAGUGAUGAAACCCAGAGUUCGUCAUUGGCAAGCACCUUCUGACAAUACACAAAGAACCAACACAUGUGACAUCUUCUCUUUCCCACAGUCUAUAAAAUCGAAAUUUUCUGCUACAUCAGCCAGAUACAAGGAAUCAUUUUCAAGGUGCACUCAAGGUCUUAAAGUGAAACUUAUUGCUCGCAAUAGCUCUUUGAAGGAGCUGAGCAAAGGAGUUCAGCGAGAGAUGAAUGCUGGGAUUGCAGGGGUUACUCGAAUGAUUGGGCGUCUCGAUCUUGUUGCAAGACGAAACUCUGCAUCAAGUACUGGUCGAGGUAUCACAGCCAGUGCAGCAAAUUUUUUCAAGGGAAUGCAUGUGAGAGAGAAUGUUAGUAUCGAAGCACCAGUUCUAGAAAAUGGAAACAAAGUGCAUGGUUCAAGUUCGAAUGCAACCUCAAGCAACUCCUGUACCAAGCCAGGAUCUGUAUAAGAUUCACGUGGCAUGGCCAGGAAAAACAUUAUCUCCAGGCAUUUUGAUUCAUUCAUCCGUCAAUUUGUACUUCAUCAGCCCAACAUGAGACUAGAGGCAUAUCUAAUGCAAGUAACGUAUGGGGAACAGCCAACACCUCUGUUGACUGGCGUCCUGCAGUGCCUUUUGCAUCCUGACACCAAACCUCACUGAAACAAGUAAGACUGAUGAUAAUACUUCUCAUAUUUUUCUCAUUAGUUUAGCUAAAAUGGUUCCAAAUAUUUAGUAAAAUGGACUAUUGUGGGACAGGUGAAUUUUGUUUCUUUAUUUACAAGAACUUACAAAUCAAGUACAAAUUGACAUGUUUUCUUUUCCAUUUGGAUUUUGUUCAUUUGACAUGAAAUAUUGAAUACAACCUUUAGA
This is a messenger RNA of Momordica charantia (bitter melon), 1546 nucleotides long. RefSeq names its product E3 ubiquitin-protein ligase RHF1A-like. Gene Ontology annotation, molecular function: ubiquitin-protein transferase activity. Lineage: Eukaryota; Viridiplantae; Streptophyta; Magnoliopsida; Cucurbitales; Cucurbitaceae. The record is from RefSeq and is a predicted model, not a curated record.